This is a messenger RNA of Vicugna pacos (alpaca), 525 nucleotides long. The record is from RefSeq and is a predicted model, not a curated record. NCBI's taxonomy places the organism in Eukaryota, Metazoa, Chordata, Mammalia, Artiodactyla, Camelidae.
GUUGCCAUGGCUACAGGCGCCGUGCUCUGCGCGGGCCGGCGUGCGCUUCCGGGGCGGGCAGCGGGCUCCGGAAGUGUACAGCUGCCCGGGACCAUGGCGGUGCUUGCUGCUGGGGAUGGCGGUUUGCUCUGCCGGGCGACUAGUUCUGGCCUGGUCAGUCGGCGGCCGACAUCCUAUCUGGGGCGUCGUCCCACAGACGAGGGCUUCAGCCUCCGUGGGGGCGUCUGUAUCCACAUCGCCUUCCUCCUGAAGACCCUGCUGAAAAUGGAGGAGUCGGUGCUGGUGCUACCUCCUUGGGGCCGCUUCUACCAUUGGCAGAGCCUGGACAUCCACCAGGUCCGGAUUCCCUGGUCUGACUUUUUUGAUCUCUCAAGUCUCAACAGAAACAUCCCUGACACUGAGUAUGAACAGUUCAUUGCAGAUGGCCUUGCCUCCUGCUUCGGAGAGAAUGACAUGUUACUGGAAACAAGUGAUGCCGCCUGCGGAAAAUCAGCUGUAAUCCUGAGCUGGAUCAGCCCUGGGUGA